Camellia sinensis is the source of this 537-nucleotide messenger RNA. RefSeq lists its product as uncharacterized. Lineage: Eukaryota; Viridiplantae; Streptophyta; Magnoliopsida; Ericales; Theaceae. The record is from RefSeq and is a predicted model, not a curated record.
AUGGCGGUUCCCCUAGUGCCUGUCGUUACAACAUCGGCUGUUGGCAAGGAAGUUGUACGCAAGGUUACAAUGAAGGGGACAACAGGCGUAUCCUCAAGCUUACUAAGGGGUUUUUUCACUCCAAUCCACCGGAGUUUUUGGGAGACGCAAGACUGCUGGAGGUGGAGGGUUGGUUGGAACAGAUUACCAAGACUUGACAUGCUCAUAGUUGAGGAUGAGGGGUUGAGAGUUGCUUUGGCGACCUUCCAAUUGAAGGGGACAGCGAAUUAUUGGUGGAAGUAUGUGAAGGGUACCGUAGGUACCACUUGGGUUGCGUUUAUCGAGGCCUUCUUGACCAAGUAUUUCCCUCCUUCUGCUCGGGAAAGGUUGUGGGAAGAGUUUGUUGAGUUGCGCCAGGGUGCUACUCCGUUGGUUCAAUUUGAGAGGAGGUUUGUUAGUUUGUCGAGAUUCGCUCCAGAAUUGGUGGCAAUAGAGGAGCGUCGUUGUUACGAGUUUGAGAGGCGGUUGCAUGAUGAUAUCCGGGAGAAGGUGGUUUAA